Molecule: messenger RNA, 1119 nt
Organism: Rosa chinensis
Lineage: Eukaryota; Viridiplantae; Streptophyta; Magnoliopsida; Rosales; Rosaceae
Exons: 10
Coding region: 115-681 (188 amino acids)
Source: RefSeq, a predicted model, not a curated record
AAAGAAGAAAAAGUAGCAGGAUGGGGUGAAUAAAACCGAAACCGACCUAGAAAGAAAAUAAAAAGCCUUUUAGGGAAUCAAUCUUUGUCUCAAUUUUACUCUCAUCGCCAAACCAUGAUAGGCAGGAAAAUCCCAGGCGCCGGAGACAGCAAAUCUGCUAAGGCUGAGGAGAGCGAUAGCGAGGAGAUCGACGAUAUUUUUGAAGGACUCAAAAUAUGGGCAUCGAACACGAGGAGUGCAAAGAGAGCAAGGAGAGCAAAAAGAGCAAGAAGAGCACGACGCGGCCGGAGAUAUGCUAGCAAGGUCAAGUUCUGGAAAGUAAACGCACCUUCUAUAAUUCUACCCGUGGCAAUAAAACCAGAGACCGUCACUAUUCCUGGCAAAAAUGGUGCUGAUCCUGUUAAUAUCUCCUUUCUCGAUUGUUCAGUCCCAUAUAAGCCAAAGAUCCGCAGAGGCCCCUGGCCGGAAAUACCCCUUUCUUAUGAUGUGAAUGGUAUUGAUUCCGUGUUGAAGUUCAUUCUUGGAGGUUGUGAUCCAAGUGGUAGCAAGGUCACCGAGGUGAGGAAAGCAGAGCGUUCACCUGCUGGGCCUUCACAUGGUAACAAGGUCAUGGCCGGGAAAGCGAAAUGUGCACCUGCUGGGCCUUCACUUGAUUCGGACAGUCCCCUCCUAACGGCUUAAGAUAUUCAUGUGAAGUAGUGGUUUGUGGUUUCUGAUGAUGUUAAUGUUGCUGCGGCUGUGUGUUUUGAGGUGAAGCGUUGCUCUGUUUACAUUUCCCAGUCUGAGAAAGUUCUCUGGACGGAUAUAUGUAUUUCUGGUUAAUGUAAUAUAUAGGGGGUGAAACUGUCAUCCCAACAACACCCACCCCCCCCCCCCCCCCCCCGCGACUAGUACAUCCCUUCUUUUACAAGCCAGACUACAUGUCAUCUCUUUUUAUCUCCAUGACAGUAUAUAGCUUUAUAUAGUUUAGCAAUGAGAGAGAUUUGGUUUUGCAAAAUUUGCCAUGUUUUGUUAGCAUUGUCAAAUUAAAAAGAUGUAAAUCUUUGAGGCUCAUAUCGCCUCACAUUGGGGAAUGUAAAGUCAUUCCUGAGACUGCUAAUGAAUUUUAUCUCACCGAAA